Messenger RNA from Sitophilus oryzae (rice weevil), 918 nucleotides. RefSeq lists its product as uncharacterized. The transcript is spliced from 5 exons. NCBI's taxonomy places the organism in Eukaryota, Metazoa, Arthropoda, Insecta, Coleoptera, Curculionidae. The record is from RefSeq and is a predicted model, not a curated record. The coding region runs from base 61 to 810 and encodes 249 amino acids.
UAAAUGUUUCAAUACAAACCGGUAGUAGACAUUAUUUGUUUGCACUAAGAGGAAAACAAAAUGAAGAUUACAGUUGCUGUAUUUUUAUUAACUAUUGCAGGUUCAGGUUGGGCCAACAAAGAUCUAAAUUAUGAGUUACAAAUAAAUAAGAAAAUUUUGGAGAAUUUACUACAAAAAUUAGAACCUCUACAAGACGAGUUGUCUGUUGGUACUGAAGGCCACAUAACAGCAGUAAUUAACGACUAUGCAGAUCAAUUAUUAGAGAAUAUUUACACAUACUCUGUCAACAAAGGCUUUGACACUAUUGCCUUAGAUGAUUACGAUAAUUGGUUUUUGACAGCUAGCGUAACCUUGACCAAUGGUACUCUAGGAGGCCUCACCAACAUCCAAAGGAGUGAUGACGUAGUUGUCACGUAUACCAGCAGCUCCAAGCUAUUGGACGUGACCAUACCAAUAACAUUUAAGAAAAUCUAUUUUCAGUACCAUUAUCAUGUCAUUGUUCUGUUGAUAGGACCUGAAGGUACUAUGACCGGAAAAAUCCGAGAUCUGAGUAUGGAACUUAAGCUAUCUUUUGAUUUCAACGAGUACCAAGCAACUUAUACAAAAGCUUCAAUAAAAAGCUCUGGCCAUAUCGAUGUUACUUUUGAUGGCGGUUUAGUGGAAAUAGUAGUAAACAUUCUGUCUGAACUGGCAACUACUAUCCUACAUCCUUUGAUAGUGCUUGUAAUUGAAGGUGAAAUAAACAAUGUCUUGGGUAAGGUAGUCGAAAAUAUCAACGAGUCUAUCAGCAACAUUUUAAAUCCACAAUAAACAUACUGUUUGAAUAAGUUUUGUAAGUUUUAAUAUGAAAAUAAUUGGGUAUGUAUAGAUGUAGAUACUUAUUUACUAAAUAUUAAAUAAAGGUCUAUUUUUUCUUAA